AUGUCCGAACAAAUACCUUAUUGCGAACACUGUCUACAACGAUAUACAAUACUUCGACGACGCAAACAAUGUAAUCUAUGUGGACAAACAUUUUGUUCAAAAUGUAUUACAAAAUCAGUAACAUCAUCAUCAUCGAAUAAUUCACGUACUUGUACAACUUGUUUAGUAAUUAUUAAUGAAAAUACAACUCGUGAUCAACUAACAUUUAUUCGUAUAAAAGAUUUACGUGCUUAUCUUAUACAUUCGAAAGUAGUACCUGUAAAUCGUUUGGAAUCUUGUCGUGAAAAACAAGAUUUAAUUAAUUUAAUUAUAGCGAAAAAACAACGAACACCCGAUGAUAGUUAUGUUUUUGUUGAAUAUGCUCAUAGAAUAAAUGAUAAUAAUCCACCAACAAAUAUUCAAGAAUCAGCAACAAAUAGAACUGAAGAGAUACCAUUACCAAUUCCAGUUGUUACAAAUUCAUCAGAUGAAUUAAGACCAGAAACGACAACUGAUCCUUUACCAUCACCUCCUCCUCCUCCUCCUCCAGCUUCAUCUCUUCCAAAAGUAUCAUUAUCGAAUCGUAAAACACUCGCUGAUGUUUCAUCAUUAGAAUCCAUUCAUAAUUUAACAGUUGGACAAUUAAAAGAUAUUCUUACACAAAAUUUUGUAUCAUAUAGAGGAUGUGUUGAAAAAAAUGAAUUAAUUACUAAACUUGAAUUACUCUAUCGAGACAAACAACAACAAGAAAAAGAAUUCAAUCCAUCUAUAUCUACUGAACAAUCCGAUGAAAACUUAUGCAAAAUAUGUAUGGAUGCAACAAUUGAUUGUGUUUUUCUUGAUUGUGGUCAUUUAUGUACAUGUGUACAAUGUGGUAAAAAAUUAUCAGAAUGUCCUCUAUGUCGUUGUUUUAUUAUACGUGUUGUUCGUGUUUUCAAAAGUUAA
This is a messenger RNA of Adineta steineri, 924 nucleotides long. NCBI's taxonomy places the organism in Eukaryota, Metazoa, Rotifera, Eurotatoria, Adinetida, Adinetidae. The record is from the annotation of a GenBank genome assembly.